Messenger RNA from Papaver somniferum (opium poppy), 3043 nucleotides. RefSeq names its product beta-galactosidase-like. Gene Ontology annotation, molecular function: beta-galactosidase activity; carbohydrate binding. NCBI's taxonomy places the organism in Eukaryota, Viridiplantae, Streptophyta, Magnoliopsida, Ranunculales, Papaveraceae. Gene Ontology annotation, cellular component: vacuole; cell wall. Gene Ontology annotation, biological process: carbohydrate metabolic process. The record is from RefSeq and is a predicted model, not a curated record. The coding region runs from base 146 to 2704 and encodes 852 amino acids. The transcript is spliced from 19 exons.
AACUCUCUCUCUCAAAAAAAAAAAAAAGAAGAAGCUCCAAUGCCCAUGACUGACUGAACAAAACAUUCUCUCUUUCUCUCAAUUGAAACCCCAUUUCCACUUUCUCUCUGAAAACAGAGGAAAAAACAGAGGAAAAAACAGGGGAAUGGGUUGUAUUUCAUCAUCAUCAUCAUCAGUUGCAAUGUGGAGGCAGAAUAGAAUGUUACUCAAACUAUCAUUGUUAUUAUUAUGUAAUUAUUGUUUUAGUGGAGUAAUAGGUUCAGUGUCUUAUGAUGAAAAAGCUAUUGUUGUUAAUGGGCAAAGAAGAAUUCUUAUUUCUGGAUCCAUUCAUUAUCCUAGAAGUACCCCUGAGAUGUGGCCAGAUCUUAUUGAGAAAGCAAAAGAUGGAGGAUUAGAUGUGAUUCAGACUUAUGUUUUUUGGAAUGGGCAUGAACCUUCUCCUGGACAAUACUAUUUUGGGGAUAGAUAUGAUCUUGUUAAGUUUAUCAAGUUGGUACAAGAAGCAGGUCUCUAUGUUCAUCUCAGAAUUGGACCUUAUGUUUGUGCUGAAUGGAAUUUUGGGGGAUUUCCUGUUUGGCUAAAGUAUGUACCUGGUAUAAGUUUUAGAACAGACAAUGAGCCAUUCAAGAUUGCCAUGAAAGGAUUUACUGUAAAGAUAGUGGACAUGAUGAAGGAAGAAAAGCUUUUUGAAUCUCAGGGAGGUCCAAUAAUUCUUGCGCAGAUUGAGAAUGAGUAUGGUCCCAUGGAGUAUGAACUGGGUGAUCCUGCCAGGGUUUAUACAGACUAUGUUGCUAAAAUGGCAGUAGGUCUCGGCAUUGGUGUACCGUGGGUCAUGUGUAAGCAAGAUGAUGCCCCAGAUCCAAUAAUAAACACUUGUAAUGGUUUCUACUGCGAUUGGUUUUCUCCAAACAGGCGUUAUAAACCAAAAAUGUGGACAGAAAACUGGACUGGCUGGUUUACAGAGUUUGGUGGUCCCGUUCCUCAUCGACCAGCUGAAGACUUGGCAUUUUCAGUAGCCAAGUUUAUCCAGAAAGGUGGAUCCUUUAUGAACUACUACAUGUACCAUGGAGGGACAAAUUUUGGCCGAACUGCUGGUGGUCCUUUCAUAGGCACCAGCUAUGAUUAUGAUGCUCCUCUUGAUGAAUUUGGUCUACUAAGAGAACCGAAAUGGGGUCAUUUGAGGGAUUUGCACAGAGCCAUCAAGCUUUGCGAACCCGCAUUAGUUUAUUCAGAACCCGCUGUCAAGAUACUAGGAGACAAGCAAGAGGCUCACGUCUUCAACUACAAAUCUGGAGGCUGUGCUGCAUUUCUUGCUAACUAUAAUACAAAAUAUUUUGCAAAUGUGGCCUUUGGGGAUAUGCAUUACCAUCUCCCCCCUUGGUCUAUCAGCAUCCUUCCUGAUUGCAAAACUACUGUCUUCAACACUGCAAGGGUUGGUUCUCAAAGUGCUCACAUGAAGAUGACCCCAGUAGGUGAUGGGUUCGCUUGGCAGUCGUUCAAUGAGGAGCCUGCUUCCUAUGAUGACAGUACAAUUACAGUAUCAGGUCUUUUGGAGCAAAUAAAUACCACAAGAGACGUAACGGAUUAUCUGUGGUACUCGACAGAUGUCAAGAUAGACUCAAAUGAAGAAUUCUUAAAGAAUGGGAAGUAUCCUGAGCUCACUAUAAUAUCAGCUGGCCAUGCUUUGCAUGUUUUCAUCAACGGUCAGCUCUCAGGAACUGCAUAUGGGAGUUUAGAGGACCCAAGGAUAACAUUUAAUGAAAAUAUGAAGUUAAGAGCUGGACUUAACAAGAUUUCCAUCUUAAGCAUUGCUGUUGGGCUUCCGAAUAUCGGGCCACAUUUUGAGACAUGGAAUGCGGGGGUUCUAGGUCCAGUCAUGUUGAGUGGUCUCAAUGAGGGAAGAAGAGAUUUGUCGUGGCAAAAAUGGUCGUACAAGAUUGGGUUAGAAGGCGAAGCUUUGGGUCUUCAUUCCCUGAGUGGGAGUUCCACUGUUGAAUGGGUAGAAGCAUCUUUAGCAGCUCAGAAGCAACAUUUAACAUGGCACAAGACUCUAUUCAGUGCACCUGAAGCAGAUGUUCCGUUGGCGUUAGAUAUGGGUACAAUGGGAAAAGGUCAGGUCUGGAUAAAUGGGAAGAGCAUUGGUCGUUAUUGGCCUGCUUAUAAAGCAUCUGGUGGUACUUGUGGCAACUGUAAUUAUGCUGGUACCUAUAACGAGAAGAAAUGCGAAAGUAAUUGUGGAGAGGCCUCACAAAGAUGGUACCAUGUUCCUCGGUCAUGGCUGAAACCAACCGGGAACUUGUUCGUAGUUUUCGAAGAAUGGGGUGGUGAUCCUAAUGGAAUAUCUUUUGUUGGAAGAACUAUUCAAAGUGUUUGUGCAGAUAUUUUUGAAUGGCAACCAACGAUUGCAAACUAUUGGAGGCAAGUUUCAGGCAAAGAUGAUACUCCAAUAAGACCCAAAGCUCAUUUAAGGUGUGCCCCUGGUCAGAAAAUUUCAUCAAUAAAAUUUGCUAGUUUUGGAACUCCAAAAGGAUCCUGUGGAAGCUUUAAAGAAGGGAGUUGUCAUGCUCAUAAAUCCUACAACGCUUUUGAAACGAGAUGCAUCGGUCAGCAAUCAUGCUCAGUAUCUGUAGCCCCUGAGGUCUUUGGAGGUGACCCAUGUCCAAACACUUUGAAAAAGCUCUCAGUUGAAGCCGUUUGCAGUUGAUCCCCGAAAAGAUUCGGUGUAAAUCAAACAUACAAGGCCUCAAAAUUUCUGAGGUUCUUUACAGUUUGUUCUGAGUUUUGUCCCAAAUAUAUAUGCUGUAUAGAUUUACAGCUAGCAGAGAUUGGCACAAGCCAAUUUAUACGACUCGAUGUACAUAGAUUUGUCACUAUCGGCUAACAAGAAUAUAUUGAUUAAUGUAACUCCAAGGUUUGUACCUUCUGUCGAGCCAUAUCGAUUAAUAUCAUUGGAAGUUAACAAAUUUUGUGGGAAAUGCAUUAACAGUCCUGCUUUGUCAACCUUAAAUAUGGAAGUAUUUCUUGUUGUCCAAAAUUGAAGGAA